Molecule: messenger RNA, 2143 nt
Organism: Punica granatum (pomegranate)
Lineage: Eukaryota; Viridiplantae; Streptophyta; Magnoliopsida; Myrtales; Lythraceae
Source: RefSeq, a predicted model, not a curated record
AAAAUGGGCUCUUCUUUUCUUCUAUGAAAAAAUUGGGGUUUCGGGAUCUUAAGAUUUUCAUGCGAUCCUUUUGGCAGUAAUUUUAUUUUGGUGGAGGGCACUCUACCGAAAAAGACUCAUGUUGCCUCAGAGUAUGAUUGCUUCUGCAACUUGAUUCUAUUUUAGUUGGUCUUUUUUCACAAUAAGAAGAGCCACAAAAAAGACAUACACAUGAACACUUUGACUUAGUUUUUCUGCAAUAGUUGAGGAGUAAAGCAAGGAAGAAAACCAGUUUCCCUUGUACUUCAAGUGUAGAAAGUGCAGCACCUUCAUCUACUUCCAAGCCAAGCCAAUAACUCCAAAAUCCCAUUACUCAUUUCCUGAACUAAUCAUCCUUAUAAAUUAAAACUCAAUGACCCUCACUAGAAUUACCCAAAAUCAACCAAUCUUUGCAGAGCUCUUAAGCCGAUAAAGAUGGAUAAGUUCCUCGUUUUGUUCCUUAGUUUACUGUUGUUAGCAGUACAUGGACGGGCAGAGUACUCUGAGGAUGAUAAACUGAGGAUCGUUGAAGACCUUGUAAGCUGGGACGUGGAAGAUGAAUAUGAAGCGGAAGAUUCUGCAAACACCUUCUGGGAUAGUGAACGCAGCGCUAAGGUUCUCGUGAAUUUGGACAGUUUCGGGGCAGCUGGUGAUGGAAUAUCUGAUGAUACAGAGGCCUUUCUAAAAGCUUGGAAAACAGCCUGCUCUACAUCAAACUCUGUCUUCUUGGUUCCUCCAGGACGUCGUUAUCUAGUGAAUGCAACACGAUUUAAGGGACCCUGUGCAGACAAUUUAAUUAUCCAGAUUGAUGGAACUAUUGUAGCACCAGAUGAGCCCAGUAACUGGGAUCCGCAGCUUCCACGGAUCUGGCUCGAUUUUUCUAAACUGAAUGGAGUCAUAUUCCAAGGUAAUGGGGUAAUUGACGGAUCAGGCGGCAAGUGGUGGGCUUCAUCUUGCAAAAAGAACAAAACAAAUCCUUGCAGAGCUGCUCCAUCGGCACUGACCAUAGACUCGAGCUCAUCUGUGAAGGUUAAAGGCCUUACUAUUCAAAACAGCCAACAGAUGAACUUUGUGAUCUCGAGGUGUAACUCUGUCCGGAUCUCUGAAGUGCUUGUCUCAUGCCCUGGGGACAGUCCCAACACUGAUGGCAUCCACAUUUCUGAGUCAACUAAUGUCGUUCUGCAGGACUCCAAGAUCGGAACAGGGGAUGAUUGUGUCUCCAUCGUUAAUGCAAGUUCGAACAUCAAGAUGAAGAGGAUUUAUUGCGGACCUGGACAUGGAAUAAGUAUUGGGAGCCUUGGGAAGGACAACACGACAGCCAUCGUCACAAAGGUGGUCCUGGACACAGCAUUCCUCAAGGAGACUACUAAUGGUCUCAGGAUAAAGACAUGGCAGGGUGGAUCAGGGUAUGUUCGAGCAGUUCGGUUUGAGAAUGUUCAGCUGCAAGAAGUCGCUAACCCUAUCAUUAUUGAUCAAUUCUACUGCGACUCCCCGACUGCAUGUCAGAAUCAGACUUCAGCUGUUAAAAUAAGCCAGAUCAUGUACCGGAACAUCACUGGGACCACAAAAAGCGAGGAGGCCAUCAAGUUCGCCUGCAGCGAUACAGUUCCAUGCAGCAACAUCGUCCUAAGCAAUGUUAACCUCGAAAGGAAGGACGGGACAGUAGAGACUUACUGCAACUCUGCUGAAGGUUUUGGGUACGGAGUCGUGCAUCCUUCGGCCGAUUGCCUCAGUUCUCAAGACAAGGGUUGUAUUACAAGUGAUGUCAUCAAGAGUGUUGUGGCCACUGAACCUGAACUGGACCAUAUUGUUCAUACCGAGCUCUAACCCUGCUCAGAACUAUAUCAUAACAAACUUCGGGAUAUAGCCAUAGUAUAUACAAAUACAUUACUGAAAUCUGAUAGUUGAGGGGGUAGCAAUUAUGUAGAGGCUUGCUAGAGGAGGUUUGCGGCGACUGGGCCAAAUUUCAAGGGAGAUUGCGGGUAUUUUAAUUUUAUGUGUACGUGAAGUGAAAAAGCAGAGGUGAUUUGGAGAUGUAACAAGUGAGUAACUGAUGCAAGUUAUACAAUAAGAAAAAUCUCAUAUGCAAUAGAUUGCAUUAUGCGGAGGUUAAUGCUUUUAUCUA